GCACCGUUUAGAUUUCUGAAAUACCAAUUGGACUUUGAAUGAAGUAACACACACACAUAGACACACAAGCUCUACGAAAUGGAAAAUAGGAACGGAAAAUAAAGAAAGAAACAUACAUCAUCACAGCAAAGGAAACAUUAAACGUGCAAUUGAAACAUUCAAGUAGCGGGAUUUUUGAUGGUAAAUAUACGUCAUUGACCAUUUGUAAGUGUAACAUUUCCCAGAAGCGAUGCAAAAGAAGUAUACACCAGGUGUGCCAGUACUGCGAUACGGAAAAGAUUUCGAUUAGAACGCAUUUCAAUCCACUUACGUCAAUAUUUCCAUUAGGAAAGCUAUAACAGUCACAUCUUUAUUCCUUUAUAAUCCAUCCAUCCAUCCACACACACACACACACACACACACACAACAUAUACAUCCUAUCAGAUGCAAAAGAAGUCAAUACUGAAUAUUGGUGAGAACUUGUAGAAGUAAAAGUAAACGUUUAUAUAUUAUUUAUUCCGAGCACAUCGCCAUAAAUACACACUUAUAUAAAAGAUACCCACAUAUAUACAUAAUACAUACAUAAUUACAUAUAUUUGUAUAUAGAUACAUAUACGCAUACAUACAUGCAUGAAUGUGAACAAACAAAAAAUUAUGUAUAAGAGAAUUUAUAAUUAAAAGAGUAAUCACUCGUCUAUAACUUUUGAUCCCGAUUGUCUCAUCAGAUUGCUAUCCACCCUCUACCUUCCAAUGUAUCCGAUCCACUGCCGUGAUCGAUCUGGUACACAACCUUUUCACUUAUAUAAGCUCAUCACUUGCACAAUGUGUUACUACUACUUAUUUCCAAAUUUAAACGUUUUCCAUCAUACACUCGACUAUAAUUUGAACGUUGUCAACACCAACUACAGCGCUGCUCCAGACGUCGAAAAUGAAACUGCGAUGACACAGCUUUGUGGAGCCAUUAAUGAUUACGAUAGAUGCUAUCUUUGGAACUCCUGUUGUUUGGCAGCUUUGAAAUGCUGUCAGGAACAACACAGAAAUAUCCAGACGUUUACACCAAACAACAACACUUUGUAUUGUCCACCUACUUGGGAUGGUUACGGCUGUUGGAACAUGACUCCUGCGAAGACUAGGGUCUUUGAAAAAUGUCCGAGUUAUGUUACAGAUGGUAUCUGGGCUUACAGUACAGUUGGUGCUUACAAAGACUGUACUUCUAACGGCACCUGGUGGCGCAAUCCCCAAAAUCAACAAGAAUGGUCUAACUACAGCACGUGUAUCGAUAUUGAGAAACAUCAUGUCAUCAUAUUUGUCGAUACAACUUUCAGCCUGUUUAGUAUAAUCCUGCUGUUACCAGCCUGUGUCAUAUUUCUCUACUUCCGACCACUCAGGAUACAACAUCGUAUACGGCUUCAUCUGAAUCUGUUUGUAUCAUUUAUACUUACUUCAAUAUUGUUUAUUAUGUGGAACAAUUUAGUCAACCGUGAUCAUAUCUAUCGCCAUCCUGAAGAGACCCGGCUGCACAGAAACACAGUUGGCUGUCGCAUACUCAACUUCUUGAUUAGUUACCUGCGUAGCACCAACUACUUUUGUAUGUUCAUUGAAGGUUACUACCUUUAUCGCCUGUUGGCCGCCACAUUUGAAAGACCUAAGACUCUUGUUGGCUAUUACAUUUUCAGUUGGGGAUUUCCUUUGAUUCCUUCACUUAUCUACGCAACAAUUCGAGGAACAAUGUUUAACGAAAAGUGCUGGGUCAUCAAUGCUGAACCAUAUGAAUGGAUAAUGUAUGUCCCGAAUUUACUGUGUAUUAUGGCAAAUUUAUUCUUUCUCGUUUAUAUAUUGCUUGUGUUAGUCGGUCGACUUCAAAAUCAUGCGAAUGAGCCAAGUAACUACAGACGGACGGUGAAAGCUACUUUAGUGCUAAUACCCCUGUUUGGACUUCAACAGUUACUGAUCAUCUACAGACCUUCAAGAGAAAAUGAUUAUGCUUACCCCUAUGAAAUCAUUUCCAGUAUUAUAAUCCAUUCACAGGGAGGACUUGUUGCGCUUGUCUUUUGCUUUUUCAACAGAGAAGUACACAGUCAUAUUCGGAAGGCGUUCGACCGCUUGAAGGAUUCGUCGGUGCGACCAGCCGAUCGCAGCUCUUAUACGACAACAACCCAGUUUCCGGCAGCCAACACUCGCUCAUUCAUCCACUUGAACGGUCAUUCUCGUUUGGUUAAUACAAAUACUGGACAAUCAGCCAAGAAUAACAACGCAGCCAACUAUACUCCAUUAACAGUGAUUAAGGAGGGCGGAGUGUAAAACAAACUUACACAUACACGUGCACUCAUAUAUAUAUAUAUAUAUAUAUAUAUAUAUAUAUAUAAUAUAUAUAUAUAUAUAUAUAUAUAUAUAUAUAUAUAUAUAUAUAUAUAUGCAUAUAUACACGCAAACGCACGCACAUUUCUAUCCUACAUAGGUUGAUCAUGUUCUUAUGUACACACACACUCAACAAGUAUUUAUAUACAUGUGUGUGUAUUAAUAUUUUGAGUGCAUUUAAUAUGUAGCUUUCAAGCGGUUAUGCAAUAAAUUGUUAUGAAGAUAAUUAUCCUCUACAGUCAUUACAAACUAAAUGCACAGGUAGUUUCAAAUUUGCCCUUUACGUAAUAGUCUCCUUCAAUAAAGACACAGAAGACGUUAAAAAAGACAGAAAGAGAUAGAUAAAAGGGAGUAAUAGAGAAAAGAGACAAAAGAAAGCAUAGUUAUAGAAAUUAGCAAUGGAGAUGGGAGUAAAGAUAACGUAAUUAUAAAAUAAAUAAAGUUAUAAAUAAAUGAACAGUCAAUCAAUUUCAACUACAGAAGGGAAAGAAAGAAUAAUAUAUUAUACUGCGAAAGACAAUUCUUAAAGAAGUUAAAGAAUUUCUGCAUUGUUCUAAGGACGACAUGUCGUCCUUAACCCUUUGCUUCUCUUGUGUACCACAUAUGAUACACAGGACAUAUUUACAUAUUUCCUUUAGUCCAUGCAUUAUAUAUGAUACAUAUUACCAAUUUUUUCAACCACAAGAGUAACUUGGAACUUCUGAAAGGAAAGCUUUAUAUCACAUCAGAACUUAUGAAGAAAGGACUAAGUUU
Octopus sinensis (East Asian common octopus) is the source of this 3090-nucleotide messenger RNA. Its product is annotated as calcitonin gene-related peptide type 1 receptor-like. NCBI's taxonomy places the organism in Eukaryota, Metazoa, Mollusca, Cephalopoda, Octopoda, Octopodidae. Gene Ontology annotation, biological process: adenylate cyclase-modulating G protein-coupled receptor signaling pathway; cell surface receptor signaling pathway. The record is from RefSeq and is a predicted model, not a curated record. Bases 730 to 2280 code for a protein of 516 amino acids. Gene Ontology annotation, molecular function: G protein-coupled peptide receptor activity. The transcript has 11 exons. Gene Ontology annotation, cellular component: plasma membrane.